UUUUGCUAUGUUUGUAGGAUUUUAGGAUACUGCUGACCCCACUAAUGGAAUAAGAGUUUUCUGAAAAACAACUCAAAAAGAAAGUAACUUUCUGAGGAGCGGCACCAUCUCCUGUCUGCCUCUCAGAGGAAAAUGGCUUCUCAGCUGGAGGAGGAUUUCAUCUGCCCUGCCUGCCACGACAUCUUCAAAGAUCCCGUCCUGCUGUCAUGCAGCCACAGCCUCUGUAAAGCCUGUCUGCAGAGCUGGUGGACGGAGAGGCGAAUCCAAGAAUGUCCAGUUUGUCGGACAGUGUCUCAGUGUGGUGAUCCACCUCGUAACUUGGCGUUGAAGAACUUGUGCGAGGCCUUUUUACGACAGCGAGGUCAAGGAGCCUCGUCAGUGACACACUGCCGUCUGCACUCUGAGAAGCUCAAACUCUUCUGUCUGGACCACCAGCAGCCGGUGUGUGUCGUCUGCAGAGAUGCCAAAAUACACUCUGACCAUAGGUUCAGCCCGGUGGAUGAAGCUGCUCAGGUUCACAGGGAGGAGCUCCACAGAUUUCUGAAGCUCUUACAGGACAAGUUAAGCGUUUUUAAUGAAGUGAAAGUGCAGUUUGAUCAAACAGCAGCUCACAUGAAGGUCCAGGCCCGACGCACAGAGAGGCAGAUUAAGGAGCAGUUUAAGAAGCUUCACCAGUUUCUGGAGGAGGAAGAGGAGGCCAGGAUGGCUGCACUGAGGGAGGAAGAGGAGCAGAAGAGUCAGAGGAUGAAGGAGGAGCUGGAGGCUCUGAGCAGAGAGAUAGCAGCUCUUUCAGACACAGUCAGAGACACAGAGGACGAGCUGAGAGCCGAGGACGUCUCCUUCCUGCUCAACUACAAGGCUGCGGUGGACAGAGUCCAGCGGCGUCCCCUGCUGGAGGAUCCACAGCUGCUCUCAGGAGCUCUGAUCGAUGAGGUCAAACACCUGGGCAACCUCACCUUCAACAUCUGGAACAAGAUGAAGGACAUGGUCUCCUACAGUCCUGUGGUUCUGGACCCAAACACUGCUUGUACAGAACUGGUCCUGUCUGAAGAUCUGACCAGAGUGAGACACGGAAAGAUCCGGCAGCUUCCCGAGAACCCAGAGAGGUUUGCGUACUGGGACGCUGUCCUCGGCUCUGAGAGCUUCGACUCGGGGACACACAGCUGGGACGUGGAGGUCGGAGACAACAGAGACUGGGAGCUCGGGGUGCUGGCAGAGUCUGUGUGCAGGAAGGGGUUCUCAGGGUCGACGGUGUGGAGCGUGGACUUUAACGAUGCAGGCUACAGAGCGUACUCCCCCACACACAAAUACAGUCCACUCCCGGUCAGAGGGAAGCUCCACAGGAUCCGAGUCCAUCUGGACUGGGACGCAGGCACGUUGUCCUUUUCAGAUCCUGACACCAACACACACGUACACACCUUCACACACACUUUCACUGAGAGACUGUCCCCGUACCUGUGCACCAGGAAGACGACCCCUCUGAGAAUACUGCCUGCAAAGGUCUCUGUCACAGUGGACGGUUAAAGAUCUGUUUUAGGCCAAGGGCCCCUCAGCUCAAACAGCAGCAGGACCCCCGACCACAUGUACUGUAAAAAAUUAACCCUUUGAAACCUGAGCAUGCUGGCUUCCCUCCUUUCUAAAACAUGCGAAGCAGUUACAAAUUACCAGUUACAAGCAAAUGUUCUGAAAUUUUGCCACAUAAACGAAUAACUAAGUUAAAAAAACAACUAAAUUGAACAAAAUAAAAAGAGGA
Molecule: messenger RNA, 1753 nt
Organism: Plectropomus leopardus (leopard coralgrouper)
Lineage: Eukaryota; Metazoa; Chordata; Actinopteri; Perciformes; Serranidae
Product: E3 ubiquitin-protein ligase TRIM35
Molecular function (GO): protein binding; zinc ion binding
Source: RefSeq, a predicted model, not a curated record